AUGGCGGAAGAAAGUUACAACACAGUUGAAAUAUUUGUUGAAGAGGUGGAGAACGAAAAAAUGCUCAAUAGAUACUGGAGACAAGGCGCAGAAAAGAACAGCACAAAAGCCAAGAAAGCAGCCAUGUUAAGGCAAAACAUUUGUGUUGAAGAUUAUGAUGAAUUAGAAGACGUCUUGAGUGUUCCGUUUGAACUUAGCAAUACUUCCUACCAAGCAAUGUCUUUCUCUCGGCCAAACAGAAGGAGGAAGCUCAAUGUUGUGAUGUCUUCUGAUUCAGAUGAUGAACCGGUGAAGGAAACAGUCCCACUAGCAGCUGAUCCUUCAGUUCCUUCCAGAGAAGAGUUAUUGGAAACAAGUUGUUAUCAGUACGAGACAUCAAAACUCUCUUGCGUCAAUGAGGUGUCCCAGUCAGUUGAUGUCUCAUGUGUACCAGAAUCUUCAUAUGUUCCAGAAACUUUGAUGGAUAGUGAAGCUGAGCUGUCUCCAAGAGCAGUAUCUUGUGGUCAUUUUGAUGGAAGAGUCGAAGUGACCAUGAGUGAGGACGUUGCCCAAUUAAAAGAGAUAUACAUAGACAGGUUUUUCAGAGUUUCGAUUGCUUCAAGAACACGUGAGACCAAUGCAGAAUCUUCUGAUGGGACAAUGAUGAUGGAAGAUUGUUUUAAGGAAUAUGUAGGGAGUUCCCAGAAGAUGCGACAAGUAAUAGAUGAAUGCAGCCGUAUAGAUUUUGGUACGAUAUUCAAGACCGCUAAAAAAACGAAGCAUGAUACGGUGCAAGAAUCAUGGAAAAAACUUUGUUCGAGUCAUACUGAUAUGAAACCAUACUUGGAUUCAGAACCUGUAGAAGCUCCACAAGUUCUUGAUCUCACUCAUCAGAUAACCAAUCUAAUUUCAGAAGCUGACCUGACGUGUUCUAGAUACCUGAAUCUUGUUGCUAUGGAGCCAACGAUGAACGUUUCUGGAGACCUUGACACGUCUGGUUAUGUGCUUGAACAGAUGACUUCCAUUGUGGCAGAGCAAGGAUUUAGCUUUUUCACAAACCAAAUUGCUACAACAGUAUCCUUCCCCACUUUGUCAGCCACCAUGGUACUAGUUGUAGACGAGACAAAGAAGGAUCAUACAUGGAGCGGUGGAAGCUGUUUGGAUAUGAAACCAGAAACACAUCUAGACGUAUUAAAAUGUGAGCGAAUGGUACUGCUUUCCAGCGUAUUAGAGUCGGUAGUCCCUCUGAGAUCAUUGAGAGGAAGAGCCUUCCAUGAAUAUGCUUCAUUCAUAGGGCAGAUUUCAAGAGCUAAUCCCUCUAAUUUAUCUGGAGUCAUGGAGAAUAGCAGGCGGCAACGUUUGCAAGCGCUUAACCAGCUGACGAAAUGA
Molecule: messenger RNA, 1368 nt
Organism: Brassica napus (rape)
Lineage: Eukaryota; Viridiplantae; Streptophyta; Magnoliopsida; Brassicales; Brassicaceae
Exons: 4
Coding region: 1-1368 (455 amino acids)
Biological process (GO): DNA damage checkpoint signaling; DNA repair; mitotic DNA replication checkpoint signaling
Molecular function (GO): chromatin binding
Source: RefSeq, a predicted model, not a curated record